Molecule: messenger RNA, 1536 nt
Organism: Sphaeramia orbicularis (orbiculate cardinalfish)
Lineage: Eukaryota; Metazoa; Chordata; Actinopteri; Kurtiformes; Apogonidae
Gene: lrrc34
Product: leucine rich repeat containing 34
Exons: 10
Coding region: 2-1255 (417 amino acids)
Molecular function (GO): protein binding
Source: RefSeq, a predicted model, not a curated record
CAUGGCGGGCAACGGAGGCGAUUUAACAGAAGUUUACGUGACUUUCUGUGCAAAAAAUAACAUCAAAACAAAUCCGUACAUUGUGGAAGUUUUACAGAACACGCCUGUGACAGAGAGUUUCACAUUAAAACUUCCAGGAAAUAACAGACUGAACCCGGUUCAGAGACUUGACGACAAAGACGCUCUUGCUCUGUCAAAAUGUCUGCAAAACAACGCAAGUGUGGCAGGUCUUGAUCUGAGGUACAAUAACAUCACAGAUGAAGGAGCUGCACACCUUAGUGACCUGUUACAGGAGGGAAACUCAGCGCUGCGAUCUCUGGACUUGACCUUCAAUGACAUCGAAACCGACGGUGCUGAAAUCCUCAGCAAAAGCCUUCAGAGUAACAGCUCCUUACUCUCUCUCAGACUGUCGGGUAAUAAGAUCGGAAACCGAGGCGCAACGUACCUGGCCGCUGUUUUACAGGUGAACGCCACGCUGCAGGACCUCCACCUGGACGACUGCGACCUGGCCACUCAGAGUGUGAUCGCACUCGCCAUCAUGUUGAAAAACAACAGGACUCUUCGCUCCAUCGACAUCAGCCGGCCACUGCUCUUCAGCCUCCAGGAGGAAUGGGUCGUCCACUGGGCGGAGAUGCUGGAGGUGAACGGGGGUCUGGUGGAGCUCCAUCUGGGGAAGACGGGUCUGACCAACACUGGGAUGGAGAGGCUGGCUGAAGGCCUGAGGCUCAACCACAGCCUGAGAUACCUGGACCUACGCUGUAACCGUGUGACUUGUGACGGCGUGCGACCUUUGGCUGAGACGCUGAAGCACAACGGGACUCUGGAGGUCAUCGAUCUGUCGUCCAAUCGGAUGGAGGAUGAAGGUGCCGUGUACCUGAGCGAGGCCGUGGCUUCUGCAGGAUGUGGACUCAAACAGCUGUCCGUCUGCAGUAACAACAUCAGGACGGAGGGUCUGCUGGCUCUGGGUCAGGCUCUGAUGGUCAACACCACUAUGAGUCACAUCUACAUCUGGGGAAACCCACUGGAGCAGGCCGUCUGCAAGGCCUUUGCAGAUCUGAUGUCCUGCGGCCGUCUGGCGCCGGAGCAGACGGACGUCAGCGCCUACGAGGUGGACGGUCACAUGUUUCUGGCCCAGGUCACUCACAGUUUGACCAGACGCACACCAGGCACUGACGCCGAACUGGGACACACCAACCAUCCAAACACAAACCCCGCCUCCACGCCUCCUCAGAACAUGGAGGAUGAGCAGAUGUGACCCCCCACCCCACCCAAAUACUACGACCAUCUGAUUCUGUCUUAUUUGGUAAAAUUAUCUGUUGAUUAGUUUGGUCGGUAUUUGUUCAUUUAGUUGACUGUCAUGAUCCUAUUUAUUUAUUUUUGUUAAUUUUUGUAUAUUUUAGUCAGUUUUUGUUCAUUUUUGUCUGUUUUGUAGACUAUCAUAGGUGUUCUUAUUUGUUCAUUUUUGUCCAUUAUGUUAAUUAUCAUAUUCUUAUGCAUUCAUUUGUAAUAAUUUUGUGGGAUAUUUUGUUCAUUUUU